Messenger RNA from Triticum aestivum (bread wheat), 702 nucleotides. RefSeq names its product bidirectional sugar transporter SWEET7. NCBI's taxonomy places the organism in Eukaryota, Viridiplantae, Streptophyta, Magnoliopsida, Poales, Poaceae. Gene Ontology annotation, biological process: carbohydrate transport. Gene Ontology annotation, molecular function: sugar transmembrane transporter activity. Gene Ontology annotation, cellular component: membrane. The record is from RefSeq and is a predicted model, not a curated record. The transcript is spliced from 4 exons. Bases 1 to 702 code for a protein of 233 amino acids.
AUGGGGGCACUCGCGGCGGCGGAUGCUUCGAUGAGUGGGGCUGCGAUUUGUUUCAUGUUCGCGGGAUACGUAGCUACUUUCUCGCUGUUCUAUUCUCACUUCUGCAAGGUGAAGAAGAUGAAUGAGGACGGAGAGGUUGGGGAGACCAAAAUCGUCCCGUUCUAUUUCGUGCUUCUCAGCUGCCUCAUUUGGAUAGCGUACGCCGUGGUUGAUAUCAAGGCCGACUGGGCUGUAUUCAUCUUAAACGCACUAGGGGUUGUGGUGAUGGUCUACUGCAUUUGGUCCUUUGCACGGCUGGAUCAAACCAUCCGCCUCUACGCGUUCAUCUUCGUCCCGGCAGAGGGUCUGGGUGUGGUCAUACUUGCCAUUGCGGUCUACUUCAGCUUCGACACCGUGAACGACAAGAACAUGUGGCUCGGCGUGAUCGGUGGCAUCGCGGGAACUGUCAUGUACAUCGUCAGCAUGGCCACCGAUACACGCACUUUGCUGCAACGCCAGGAGGCUGUGGGACAAGGCAUGCGAGGAGUCCUCCAGGAGCUUCAGUUGCUCUUUGCCUCUAGCGCUAAUGCUGGGUCCUGGUGCAUGUACGGGGUUCUUUACGCUGGGAAUUACGUGGCGAUUGCAAAUGGCAUUGGUUUGGGAUUUUGUGCGCUCCAGUUUGUCAUAUACGGAUGGAUCAAGCUUGGGAUCACUGCAAGAUAG